AUGGCAGAUCUAGCAAAAUCUACGGACGGGCCAGAGCCAUAUAGCGAGGAGGGCUACGACGCAUCGCUCCUCCCAGAUUUCGAGCACGAAUUCCUAUCGUACGAAGAUGUAAUCGCAUUCGCCAACGCACUCUCCGCACCAGAACAAAGUCCCAGCACCGAUGACCUCCCCAGCACUGCCAACAGUGAUUUAAAGAGUCCCGAUGGAACACGCAGACCUAGUAUCGCCAGUAUUGUCACGGAUGCCCAUAGCGAGCGGUACGGCGACACGAACCGAAACCCGAAUCGACGGGAAAGCAUCUUCAUCACGGCGCAGAAUGAUUGGGCGCCUGUCAACCCUCCACGGCGGAAUUGGAGGAGGAGUAAAGAGAAGAAUGAGGGGAAGGCGAAGGUCAGACGGCGGAAGCCGAGGAGGAGUAGGGAUGAGACGAGGGAGGGGUAUCUGUAUGCGUUGCUGAAAUGGCCCUUUCUGUUGAUUGUUGGGGCUUGGGUUGUUGGCCUGGCAAUCAGUUACCUGGCUACGAGGACGUAUAUAUGGCUCUAUGAGCAUUUUGUUGCGUGGCGUGGAACGAGAGAACGGCUGAGAAAGAGGUUGCAGGAGGCGGAGAAUUAUAAUGAUUGGGUACGCAGAGCGAAGGACUUGGAUCGGUAUCUUGGAAAUGAUAAGUGGAGGGAGGAUGAUACUUUUGCAUAUUAUGAUAGUAAGACUGUGAAGCGGGUGGUUGAUCAGUUGAAGAAGAUAAGUAGAAGGGUUGUUAGUGAUCUAGAUGGGAGAGAGAGAGGAGGUGCAACAUCAGGAGUGUCAAAGAAGAAGGCGAUUGAUGAUUUGAAGAUUUUGGUGGAAGCAUGUGUGAAGAGCAAUUUUGUGGGCAUUGAGAACUCAAGGCUGUAUUCUCAGACUUAUUAUGGGACGAAGAAUCUGGUUCAGCAGUUCAUUGAUGAAGUCGAGAAAGCCGUUCAGCUACUUGUUGAAACCACUCUGCUAACUGUUGAGGAGAAGCGAACGCUCUUCAAGCGUGUGCAUACCAAUUUUGGUCGCACAGCACUCUGCCUCUCAGGUGGCGCUUCAUUUGCAUACUACCAUUUCGGAGUAGUAAAAGCUCUUCUCGACGCCGAUUUACUCCCAGAAGUCAUCACAGGCACUUCUGGUGGAGCACUUGUUGCUGCAUUGGUCGCCACUCGAACUAAUGACGAACUGAAGAAACUUCUUGUUCCAGCACUAGCAGGUCGAAUCAAUGCUUGUUCGGAACCAUUUAGGGUCUGGGGACCUCGAUGGUGGAAGACUGGUGCUCGCUUCGAUUCUUUGGAGUGGGCUAAGAAAUGUAGUUGGUUUAGUCGAGGAAGUAUGACUUUCAAGGAAGCAUAUGAGAGGACAGGGAGGAUCUUGAAUAUUUCUUGUGUCCCGGCUGAUCCUCACUCUCCAACUAUUCUCACCAACUACCUGACAGCUCCUGACUGUGUAAUUUGGUCAGCUGUUCUAGCUUCCGCCGCUGUACCUGGCAUUCUAAACCCAGUCGUCCUAAUGAUGAAGACUUCUACUGGCACAAUAGUACCCUACUCAUUCGGCCACAAAUGGAAAGACGGCUCCCUCCGAACCGACAUUCCCCUCAAAGCCCUCAACCUCCACUUCAACGUCAACUUCAGCAUCGUCUCCCAAGUCAACCCCCACAUCAACCUCUUCUUCUUCUCCUCUCGCGGCUCCGUUGGCCAACCCGUCACCCACCGUCGUGGCCGCGGCUGGCGGGGCGGCUUCCUCGGCUCCGCCACCGAACAAUACCUCAAACUCGACCUCAACAAAUGGCUCAAAGUCCUCCGCCAUCUCGAGCUCCUCCCUCGCCCUCUCGGGCAAGACUGGUCCGAGAUCUGGCUCCAGCAGUUCUCAGGCACCAUCACCAUCUGGCCACGCUCCGUCAUCAGCGAUUUCUGGCGUAUCCUCUCGGAUCCGAACCCGAAACAGCUGGCGCGGAUGCUGCAUGUUGGCCAGCAAUCCGCUUUUCCUAAGCUGCAAUUCCUCGCCAAUCGGAUGAAGGUUGAGAGGAUGGUUGAGAGGGGACGCAAGGAAACGCGCAUGGGUGUGCGGAGGGGCAGUAUCGAGAGUAUUAUCAGUGAGGAUGAUAUUCGAAGUCUUUUGCGCAAGAGCGAGGACGGGGAGACGGCGACGGGCGAGGAUAGUGAGGCGUUGACUACGGGGGAUGAGUUUGAGGAUGAGACGGCUGUGGAGACGGCGGUGGAGCAGGAGUUACUUAUGAGUAAGGUUGUUGAGGAAUAG
Messenger RNA from Glarea lozoyensis ATCC 20868, 2268 nucleotides. Its product is annotated as FabD/lysophospholipase-like protein. Bases 1 to 2268 code for a protein of 755 amino acids. Gene Ontology annotation, biological process: lipid metabolic process. The transcript has 3 exons. Gene Ontology annotation, molecular function: triacylglycerol lipase activity. The record is from RefSeq and is a predicted model, not a curated record. Lineage: Eukaryota; Fungi; Ascomycota; Leotiomycetes; Helotiales; Helotiaceae.